Hydatigera taeniaeformis is the source of this 1188-nucleotide messenger RNA. The record is from the annotation of a GenBank genome assembly. Lineage: Eukaryota; Metazoa; Platyhelminthes; Cestoda; Cyclophyllidea; Taeniidae.
AUGAAUCGGCAGUUGUCGUCGCGGUCGCGGAAACAGCGACUUCCCUGCGACCAGAACGUAACUACGUUUCUUCAGUCGAACACCGAAUUCGAAACAGAUUAUGAGGCCAGAGAUGUCUUUGAAGCCGCUCCCCCCAAAAAAGCCAACCGUUUCUUAAAUGGUUCUCGAAAGGCAUCUGACGCCAGGGAUCGACAGGCUCAAAUGGAUCACAACGAGCAAGAGCGCGGACGUCGGCGCGAGUUGGCUAUCAUUUAUGAAAUGAUUCGUACGUGCAUUACGGAGGAGGACAUCCGCCGACAUCUUGAUGGUGCUGGAAAGGGUCCAGAUAAGCUGUCUUAUCCACAGCUUCUGCAGAUAUCGUGCGGUAUGAUCGAGGAUGAAAUCCAUGACAUGGCUAUUUAUGAACGCCUCGUGAGGGAGAUAGAUAUCCUUGAAAACGAGUGUCUCAAACUUGGGAUCCCAAUAACCGACAGACCUUAUGUCAUCCCUCCUAUGCAGCGCCACAAAAUCGUUGCUGAUGUGGUUGAAGCUGUGCUGAAGGAAGACAAAGCGUCUCGAAAUCGGGACGGUGACUACGCGGUAUCUCAGCGGGAUCGGGCUCUUGAAGCUCAUCGAAAGCUUACGGAACUGCUAGGGGAUGAGUCACAUCCGCCAGCUUGUGUUCUACCUGCUGGCCCAUUCACCACAAUCUGUGAAUCUCGUUCUUGUGACAGUCCUCGUCGGACCCCACGUCGUAACAGUCGCAAAAUUACGCGGAAGCAUGCACUCCGGAACCUUCCUGUACCUAAUUUUGUUCCUCCAUUCCCUCCUCUUCAUAAUUUUUCUUCCUACGCCGUGAACCAGGACGAUUUUGACUUUCAUAACCUCCAUCAGCGCCGUUUCGCCCUGGUAUCAUCCGCAUCCUCUCCAUCCGGUUACAUUCAACUUCCGAGUGUCGGUCCUGCGGCUGACGGCGAGGACUACGGUUCUCCCAUGCCCCGAGAAGACAGAACUGCGCCUUCCGUGGACCAAGAGAUUGUAGAUGAGUUCUUUGCGUCUGCGGUGAAUGUCGAGUCGAAUUUGGAUGAUGCUGACAUUAUUGGUUGUACUGAUACAGAAAAUCUUGAUGACUAUACUUUUGACACUCUCUUUGAUGUAAUUGCAACCGAACCUACGGAUGAUUUUGCCAAACUGCCUUUUCAACAGUAA